Molecule: messenger RNA, 2010 nt
Organism: Hypomesus transpacificus
Lineage: Eukaryota; Metazoa; Chordata; Actinopteri; Osmeriformes; Osmeridae
Exons: 6
Coding region: 1-1071 (356 amino acids)
Biological process (GO): response to bacterium
Source: RefSeq, a predicted model, not a curated record
AUGACACCUUCAAAGAUGGUCACAUUGGGUCUGGUAGUUGUACUUCUCUGGCAAUGCGUUCAUGUGGUAGAUGGGACACAGUCUUCAUCUAUACGUCUGGACGAACAUCUUAAGUCUGUCGAUGUUGGAGACACGGUGACUCUGCAUUGCCAGUACAAUGUCGCUAUGUCAGUGCACCUUUCUUGGUACCGGCAAACUCUAGGAGAUAAACCCCAGCUUGUAUCUACCCUGUUGAAGUUAGGACAAGAAUAUAGACUGCACAAUGAGUUUGAGGACAAUCCUCGCUUCUCUGUAUCCGGUGGUGGAGGAUCCAAUCACCUGAGGAUCUCAGAUGUCCAACCUUCAGAUUCAGCUAUGUACUUUUGUUGUGAAUCAUUGGAAAAUAGGGUGGAAUUUGCUGAUGGUGUCUUCCUUAAUGUAAAAGGUUCCAAUACCAAAGAAGUUAUCCAGCAGCCAGUUUCUGAGUCCAUCCAGCCAGGAGACUCUGUAACUCUGAAUUGUACAAUACCCACUGAGACCUGUGCAGGAGAACACAGUGUCUAUUGGUUCAGACAUGGCUCAGGAGAAUCCCAUCCAGGAAUCCUUUACACCCAUGGAGGCAGGAGUGAUCAGUGUGAGAAGAGCCCUGAGGCUGGGUCUCCUACACAGAGCUGUGUCUACAACCUCCCCAAGAGGAACCUCAGCCUCUCUGAUGCUGGGACUUACUACUGUGCUGUGGCCUCAUGUGGGGAGAUACUGUUUGGAAAUGGGACCAUGCUGAAGAUUGAAGAGAGCAUGCCAGAUCUGCUUUUCCUUGUCUACUUCUUGGGUGCAGCAUUAGGAAUCUCGGUCAUGCUGAUCGCUGUGUUGACCUGCUUUGUGUUUAAAAUAAACAGGAAACAAUGUCCUCACUGCAGAGUUUCUGGAUCAGUCUCUCAGACUACACGUUCAAUCUAUCCUGAAUACAGAGAGGGCCAAGAGGCAGAAAACCUCCAUUACGCUGCUCUAAAUCUAAAGAAGAAGACAAGCAAACCCAGAAGAGAGAGAGAGAACGUGGAGAGAGACACAGUGUACUCUGGUGUUAGAGAAUAGAGCUGGGAGAGGAAAGCUGCUCUGAUAAGUUAAUCGACCCACAGAUGCACGCACAAAUUCGCAAAUUUGUGGCAUUAUAAUAUGAUGCACUCUGCCUUAUUCUGCUCAUACACCAUUCUGAUUUGUGUAAUUAUUUGACAUUUACAUUUAAAAACUGGCUGACAUGGGUGAAUUGGCUUGCUUGUCCUUACAUAGUUAUUGGUUCUCAGAGUGGUUACAUAGGCUAAAAUACAGAAGUGGCAUUCCAUUCCCCGUUGAAAGUUCACUUAAAAAUAACUGUCUGCAAAAUUUAAGAAUAGGCAAUCCUAGCCUAUAUUCUUUUCUAUUUAAUUUCAUAUGGAAUAUUCUUUAAUAUUGUUAAGAUUAACUUGUUCACUGUCCAGUGUCAAGGUAACCAUCAAUUUUAGUGCUCACAAAAACUUUUAACACAUUUAUCAAAUGCUGAACGUUUUCUUUGAAUUCUAUAACCCAAGAUAAUCUUUUGUAGAACUGUGUAAUAGUACCUUGCAUAGGUCAAAGGUCAAAAGUUAAGCAAAUAAUAAACAUUGCCACUUUGUCAAAGAAUUAGGAAACAUAAGUGAAUAUUGCAACUUCUUUAAGAAUGUUCCUCACCUUUUGCCUUUUUUUUGGAAAAGCUGAGUAACAUUGAGAUUGUGUUGAUGUGAAAGUUAACUUGUGAGGCUGUUUAACUUUUGCUUCAUUCUCGGUCAAGAACUUUAGAGAUAAACUUGACUGAUGCAAUAUAAGCGGUGUAGAGCGGGUCAGUGACAUUUGUGGCAGCAGAUGUCUGACUACAAAGUGCCAUGCAGGGCAGAAGAUUGUUUUCAAAUGUGGGUGGGACAGCUUUUUUUUACAUUGAUGAUACAAAACAAUGAUAAUGAAACUUACACCUCUGCUUCUGUGUGUUUUGGGCAGAGCCAAAAUAUGUUGUCAAACUUU